This is a messenger RNA of Exophiala dermatitidis NIH/UT8656, 561 nucleotides long. RefSeq lists its product as uncharacterized. The transcript has a single exon. The record is from RefSeq and is a predicted model, not a curated record. The coding region runs from base 1 to 561 and encodes 186 amino acids. NCBI's taxonomy places the organism in Eukaryota, Fungi, Ascomycota, Eurotiomycetes, Chaetothyriales, Herpotrichiellaceae.
AUGCUCCCCCCCCCACUUCUCCCUGUCAACAGGAUUGAUCUGCUUUCAUCACAUCCCAUUCCAUUGUCACCAGUUUGUUUGCCAGUCCGUGCCGACCGACACCCUGACAACCUUUCUAUUACAAUGACUAACUCAGCCUGUUGUUUCCUACAGCUUACCUCGAAACGCACAUCCAAACGCUAUUCCACAUACUCGACAUCGCCGAGUUUCAUGACUACAUCCACCACCUACUCCAACCCAGUCACGCUGCCAUCGGCGGCCGAGGCUACGGAGAUUGCAACGGCAACAGCAGCAAGAGCGAACCCCGAAACAGAGAUCCGGCAAUUGACCCAGGGAUUCGACCGACUAGAAAACAAACAUCUCUCACAACAGCGGUUUAUCCCGAGCCAAAAGAAAACCGACGACUUGAGCAAAUUGAGCCUGGGCGCAAAAGUCGAGAGGGCCCUAGGUCGAAGAAUGACGGACCAGGAUGCCGUGUUUCGGGUAAAGGUCAAACGCCCGACGGUGAAAACGAGCUCAUCGUUUGCUGUUUUGGAUGAGAAGGCCGUGUUGAAGUUUUGA